Lepisosteus oculatus (spotted gar) is the source of this 1990-nucleotide messenger RNA. RefSeq names its product properdin. The record is from RefSeq and is a predicted model, not a curated record. Lineage: Eukaryota; Metazoa; Chordata; Actinopteri; Semionotiformes; Lepisosteidae.
ACUCAGAAAGGGAGGUGUGUCAGCAGGGAAGGACAGAGACCGUUCAGCGCUGCUCCCAGUGAAGCAUCCAGCAGCUUCUCCUGGACACAGAAGAACCGGAGCUGAAGAUGUUGUUGCUCUUGGUGUGCGGUGUCCUGCUUGCAGUUCAACACUCAGAAGCCACGCAGGUUGCGUGUUACAGCACGUUCAGUCAGGAGACGGGCAGCUGCUCUGGCCUCCUGGGGGAUGGUGUGGAUCAGGACGACUGCUGCCUCAACCCGCUCUACGGCUUCGACCGGGGCGACGGGAAGUGCAGGUCCUGCCGCCCAGCAGCCUGGAGCCCCUGGAGCCCCUGGUCCAAGUGCAGCGUGAGCUGCCUCGAGGGGGUGCGGCAGCGGCGCCGGCGCUGCGACGGCGUGGGGGAGUGCCCGGACCCGGAGGCGCAGGGCACCCUGCAGACAGCGCCCUGUGAGGAGCAGGCCUGCUGCCCAGAGGCCGGGGGCUGGGCCGAAUGGGCCCCAUGGCAGCCGUGCUCGGUGACGUGCGAGAACGGGGUGAAGAAGAGACAGAGGAGCUGCUCUUCGCCGCCCCCUGCGUGCGGGGGCAGAUGCAUCGGCCUGGACGACGAAACUGCUGCUUGCUUUACCCAGGUGGUUUGUCCAGUCCAUGGAGGAUGGUCUGCCUGGGGCUCCUGGUCAGGCUGUUCCAGCAACUGCCAUGUCGAGGGCUCUGGAAGCUUCCCGCUGCGCAAGCGUGUUCGAACCUGCACCCAGCCGCCCCCCUCCCAGGACCCCCCAGGGCACCUCUGCGUGGGCCAGGCGGUGGACGAGCAGCAGUGCACCAGCCUGCCGUUUUGCCCCGUGGACGGGAGCUGGGGUGCCUGGAGCCCCCCUGGCCCCUGUUCUGUAACCUGUGGCCUUGGACUGACGCGGAUGAGCCGGCGGUGUGACAGCCCUGCCCCCAGGCACCAGGGCCGGCCCUGUGAGGGCAGUGACACCAUCCAGUCCCUGUGCAACACCAGGACACACUGCCCAGUGGAUGGCUUUUGGUCAGAGUGGGACCCCUGGGACAAUUGCACCCGCUUUGGGCGUCCAAGCAUCAAUUGUAAGACCACUCCUGGGAUUCAGAAACGGACCCGGACCUGCCUGUGGACUGACUUUGGUGGACAGCCCUGCCCCGGGGACUUCAUCGAGACACGAAACUGCUUUGAUGUUAGAAACUGCUUCUUGAGAGGUGCGCACAGCUGGUCGGAGUGGAGCGCGUGGGGCCUGUGUGAGCCCAGCUGCGGAGCAGGCAGCCAGAAAACUCGGACCCGCAAGUGCCAGCCGGACUACUCCAGCUACCCGAAGGAAGUGGGUUUAAAGAAGGAAGAGGUCUUUUUCUGGGGAACCCCUCGGAUUCGCUGUGAAAAACUGGGUGAUCAGACGGUGAAGGUGGAGCAGAAGGAGCCCUGUUAUAACGUUCCAGAUUGCGUGUAGCAGUGACCCCCAGAAAUGUUCUCUCAGCCUAUGGAGGAUUCUCUCAACCUCUGGAAGACUUGGAUUUCUUACUGCAUAUUCUCCUUCAAUAUAUCAGACAUGUCUGGAAAUAUUAAGAUCUUCAAACGGAGAGCCUGUGGAUUAACGGAAUGUACACAUGUCUUUCCUUGCCUGCAUCAAGGAAAUAGUUUUGUUAAUUGGAAAGAGAGCAAAAGUGAUUUCACACCCACACAGGCCCUCUUAUGGCCAGUGGCUCAAGACACGUCUCACCAGGGGCUGUGGGCAAAGACGCCAACAGAGACCAAUUCAUGUUUCACCAUGAAUUUAAUGAACACCUAGUGCUAAAUUAACAUUCAAUUUGCUUACAGGCACAUCCACACAAAUUUCAGUUUUCAUGCAGGAGGUCUGCUGUGGAGAGGGGGAAGAGUCUGGUUGUCAAAAUAUCUGUAAAUAAAAUAUACAAAAGCAACAGUACAUAGCAGAUGUAUGUGAUGAAAUGUGUUGGAAACAUCAAUAAAAGCAAGUUAACACAA